This is a messenger RNA of Porites evermanni, 1316 nucleotides long. NCBI's taxonomy places the organism in Eukaryota, Metazoa, Cnidaria, Anthozoa, Scleractinia, Poritidae. The record is from the annotation of a GenBank genome assembly.
AUGUUACUCCUUUUAAUCUUGAUGGGGCUUUCGGUGGAACCAGAAAUACAAGGUAAAAUUUUGAAAAUGUAUUGAAUUUCUCAUACAUUAUCGUGAAGUAUUCCGCUUUAUUUUUGUUGUUUUACUUAUAGACCUUGUUUUCGUUUCUUAUAUUUUUUGAAAUAAUAUCUGUCAAACAAACUAUGGCUGUAACCUGUAGCGACCUGCUAAAUAUGAUAUGCACCAGUUCAGCUGGCCUUGUUGGGGAAAAUAUGAUAAUAUAAGUUUCGACAGUUUAUUGUCAUACAUCUUAAGGAAAAUGGCUUAGGGCGUAACCAUCCCGUGGUGCCUUUAGACAAGGCAAGGUGGCUGGUAAGAUACUAGAAGUGCAAAUUAACUGAGUUGAAGGACAUCAGCCUUCAGCCAAGAGGAAUAUAGUUUAUCUCUUGAUGGAGAAAACUUUUUAAAAUGACUGAGAAAGAAAAAUAUAUAAACGAAAAGUAAUAUAGUUAAAAAGUUGAAAGACUGCUGAAUAUAUUUUCUCCGUCUUCGCCCUUAAUCGCAUCUGCAGCAUCUGAGAAGAUAUUAGGGACCUAGCUUUUAGAUUGGACUUGGAGUACGAGAGUAAAUAUGUUGAGAAAAAUCGAGUCACUUAGGGGCAUUCCGAGGUAUACCACUCGAAAGCACCACAGAACUACUCUCUGUGGUGUAUGAUGUUGGAUAUGACAUUCGCCAGUUUAGAAACGAGAAGGGAACUGGAGACGAAAGGCAUCCCGCAAUUGUUUCUGGGAUCGCUUCUGGGGACUCGAUGGUCAGCUACUGUCCUUAGUAACAGUCCCGGAAGUCUUUGAGAAAGUUAACUCGACCCAGAUUUCCUCUUGUUUCUUAAGUGGCCAAUAGGUAAGACUUGUACGUACGGUUGCUAAGCGACUGUAUACUGAUCAUUUCAAGCAGUGUUAAUAAUAGGCAAUCCUUGGACAGCAAAGUAACAUCGCAGUAAAGUAUAUUAAACAUAAUAGUUUUAGAUGAACUGUUAUCCGUACGUAAUUCAAGACGCCCGAAGGAAAAACCUGAAACAAGGUUAGAUAAAGAGUGAAUUUAAACAACUCCUUUCCUUUUUAGCAACAGCACAUCAAAGGAAAGAAAGAGACAUCCUGGAGUUUUUCAUGAAGGCUGGGGAAAAUGCAAUAAAGGCCAUUUCAGGUCUGAUUCCAGGAGGAAAACCUAAAUCUCAAAUGGCCACGCAACCCAAGGGACCUAAAAUACCACUGAACACAAUCAAUGAAGACUCAAUCAAACCUGUUAUACCGUAUAAACGAGAUGGAAUAGUGAAAUUG